UCUCCAUUACUAGAGACAAGCAAACGCAAUUUCACUUCUCUUAAUUAGAUAGCUACAAUAGCGUCAGAACUGGAUCCAAACGUGAAAGAUGCACUUACAAAACGGUGACCGAUAAUCAUAAUUAAUUUUGUAAAAAAGCCUAUUCGUUUGUAAUUAGGUGUCAUGCUUUAAAAAUUGUGUGUUUUGUGUUGAAAAGUGAAAAGCCGAAAGCAGAAAAAAGAGAGUAAAGAGUGAAAGAGAGAAGAAAAAAAAAUUACGCUGUGGUCAACAACGUCAAGCCGAUGUUUGUUCGUAGCUUCGUUAUGUCAUUUGGUGUUUCCAUUGCUUCAGUGCUCGUAUGAAAUUCGAACAUAAACAAUCUCGUCAGGCAGACUGGCCUAAAUAAUCGGUCGAGAGACAAAAAAAAAUUCAUUCAAAAUUUUGAAAGUCAGUUGAGCUGAAUAUUCCAAAGGAAAAUUUGGUUAACGCAGAAAACGAAGAUAGAAUUUUCAAUUGAAGUUUAUUUCGUGUGUUGGCAAAACAAAAAAUAAAUUGCGGGUAUCAUGGAUUCUGUGCAGCCCGAAAAUGAAACAAUAAAUUCCGAGUCGAGCACACAGAUUCCACCGCAAAAUGGUACCGCCGAUACAGUUGAACCCGAACCAUUAGCAAAAAAGCCAACUUUAAUUGAUGGUGCUGGUGCUCCAACAACAACCGCUGAGUCGGAUAACAACAUUGAAAACUGUAAUCCCGAUAAAGUGCCCGAUGUGCUAAAAGAUACAUUUUUGGUUGACGCCAUUGGCGAUACACUUUAUAGCAAACGUUUCGUUCUGCAAACAUUAUUAAAUCUCAAUAAAGUAGAAAGUAAGCUAAGUGAAGAAUUUGAAAAGGAUUUGUGCACAUUGUGGGACAUGACAAUUGAAAAAGAUGUCAUUAAAUUAUUAUUGGAACACAAUGUGCUUGAGAUUUUCUCAUCUUUAAUCCAAAUGAGCGAAGAUCAACGUUUGGUGGAAAUUUUGCUUGGGAUAAUUGGUAAUAUGUGCUCGUUAAAACAAACGCGCGAAGCACUGUGCCAACAUCCCGAUGUCAUGAUACCGAUCAUUGAUUUAAUUUCAUGUUCGGAUUCAUUGAUUUUGGUGCAAUUGAUGCGUUUGUUCCAUACGUGCCUGGUAUUUGAAAAUAGUGGCGAUGAAUAUAUAUGGUUUCAACAUUUCCGUUGUGCGGACAAUUUUGUUGAUCGUUUUGCAUUUUUAUUGGCCAAUUCAAUGAGCACAUCGUUGCUGGUGCAUGCGUACGAAGCACUCAAUGCAAUUUGUACAAAAUUCGCGGUGAUCGAAAUUCAGCCAGAAAUUGCCGAUUCGAGUGGUUUUCGCGAUGUAUUUGUAAAACCAAUACUGGUAUCCGGUGUGAUUGAAGCAUUCAAACAAAUGCUACCGGAUAUGCCACGUAUUCCAUCUGAAAAGUGUACAAAUGGUGGUGACAUUGGCAGCAAUGCCGCCGGUGAAAAUUCUCAGGCAAAUAACAGUCAAAUUAUCGAUGAUGACAUUUCGGCGCCAACAAAACGAACGCAACGCAUCAUGAAUCUAUUUCUUGACAUCAAUGUGAUACUCUCACAAUACGACAGCAUAUCACGAAAAUGCUAUGAACCAUUCAUUCCACAGUUAAUGGAAUGCAUUUCAAAAUGUUUACAACCACUUUGUUGUCCCGUUUAUUUAUUACCAUUGUCGUCCAAUGAACAAAUUCUUAUCGAAAAUGUCAACGAACUAAUUCAAACGCUGGACGAUCCAUUCGAUGUAAAUUGCUAUCAAAAAAUCAUCACAAUUUGGUCAUUAAUCGAUCAACAUUUGGCCAAACUAUCGAAAAAACAAAAUGCCGAUGCGAAAAGUGAAUGGGAAGAUGAUGAGGAUGAAGGUGAUGAUGAUGAAGAAGAGGUCAGUGGCAUUGAUGUGAAUAUGACGAUUUUGGAAUAUAUAACACGAACCAGUAAAAAUGCAACACAAGAUCAAAUUGAAGCCAGCCUCAAAAAUAUUAAACAAGAUGUGAUUGAAACAUUGUGUAAAGCGCUUAGUCCGGGCAGCAGCGAAGAUGAUAUUCGUGCAUGCAUUGAGAAAUUCAAAGAUGCGGCACGAUCAUUGUGGAGCAUUGAAAUUAUUAUUGAUGAAGAUGAAUAUGGACCGAGAAGUGUUAGUGACAUUGACGACGACGAUGAGGACGACAAUGUAGACGACGUGAUUGAUGACGAAGCGCCCAAAAAUAUCAACAACAUUGAAGGACACUUUGAAAAAAGUGAAAACGAUCCGAGCAAUUCCAAAUCUAAUCAAACAACUCCAGCCGAAUGAGCAUGUGAAUCAAUUAAAUACAUUUCUUCUAUAUUUUUUUUUGUUUUGCUACAUACACACAUUUUGUACAAAAGAUUCAAUUAAGUUUUUUUUUUUCUCUGUUGAUAGUAAGUGCAUUUUCUUUUCGUUUUGUAAUUUAACAACAUUUAAAUCAGCAAUAGAUUUGUAUUGACG
This is a messenger RNA of Contarinia nasturtii (swede midge), 2489 nucleotides long. RefSeq lists its product as uncharacterized. The record is from RefSeq and is a predicted model, not a curated record. Bases 543 to 2315 code for a protein of 590 amino acids. NCBI's taxonomy places the organism in Eukaryota, Metazoa, Arthropoda, Insecta, Diptera, Cecidomyiidae. The transcript has a single exon.